Messenger RNA from Prunus armeniaca (apricot), 387 nucleotides. Lineage: Eukaryota; Viridiplantae; Streptophyta; Magnoliopsida; Rosales; Rosaceae. The record is from the annotation of a GenBank genome assembly.
AUGCAUGGGGUUGUGUUGCGUCGAGUAGCGGGACAGGGUGUGAAGGACUUGGAUGGACUGAGUUUCUUAAUAGGAUGCAAUGUUGCUCAGUUCACUCGUCAGGAUUUCUGUUUGAUCACAUGGCUUUGUUUUGGGGAAGUGCCUGAAGUUUCUAGUGGAGAAAGUGAUGAAAUUAGACUUCAUAAAAGAUAUUUUGUAGACGAAGGAAUUACAUGUAAUGCUUUAGAAGAAGCAUUUCUGAGGUGCACAGAGGAAGAUGACAUCUACAAGGUAGCUCUUGUUUACUUUGCUGAGUUAGUGAUUUUGGGAAGGGACAAGCAUUUGAACAUCAAUGUAAAUUACCUGGCCCUUGUAGAGGACUUGGAUGCGUUCAACAGGUAUCCGUAG